AUGGGGUUGAUUCCGUUGCGAUUGAAAAGCCCACCCCAAUAUGUGCUAGCAUGCAUCCUAUGUUCAGCGAAUGGGAUCCUUUUUGGAAUGGACACGGGCAUCAUUGGGCCUGUCACCGACAUGAGGGACUUCAAGGCCUCAUUCGGGAGUAUCCAGAACUCUACAAUUCAUGGCCUCAUCGUCUCAUGUAUUUUGAUUCCAGCAGCACUCUCUUCUUUCUUCGCUGGCUAUGUCGCCGAUCGGCUGGGUCGCCCAAAGGGGAUCUGCAUCGGCGUUUUUAUUUUCGGCGUUGGAGCGGCCAUAGAAGCAGGAGCUAUCGCCCUGCCCAUGUUCAUCGUUGGUCGCAUCGUGGAAGGCGUUGGCGAAGGUCUGUUCCUGGGAAAUCUGGUGGUUCUGAUUUGUGAAAUUUCACCUACCAGUACUAGGGGUGCUCUGACAACUGGGCCUCAGCUGGCCACUACUCUAGGCCUUGUCCUGGGCUACUUCAUCAGUUAUGGAAGUUCCAGCCUCCAGUCCUCGCUCUCAUGGCGGAUGCCGUUUAUUCUUCUUGCGGUCCUCUCCAUGAUCCUGUGUGGGGCGUCCCUUGUUUAUUUACCCGAGUCCCCACAAUGGCUGGGGCUCCACGGUCGCUAUGAGAUGGCCGAAGAGGCAUGGGAUAAAUUGGGGGUUAGUCAUACAGAGCGUGAAAAAGUCGCACUGCAAGUACGGACACAGGAUGUUGAAUCUAAUACCGAAACGGUCGAGGAGAGAACCAUCAACAAGCUGCUUGCUAUCUUCUCCAAAGAUGUGUUGGGCCGGACCAUUCUGGCGGUGUUUUUGAUGGGUAUGCAGCAAAUGAGUGGCAUCGAUGGUGUCCUUUAUUAUGCUCCGCAGUUAUUCCAGAAGGCCGGGCUAGCCUCAUCAGAAGCAAGCUUUCUGGCCUCUGGCGUUUCGGCGCUGGUGAUCUUCGCCGUGACUAUCCCAGGACUCAUCUAUGCCGAUAAAUGGGGCCGCCGAAGCAGCAUUAUCUAUGGCGGGAUAGUGAUGGGAAUGCUGAUGUUUUUGAUGGGUGGCCUCUAUGCUGGGAAUGCCGUCCACAAAACCAAUGGCGUUGGUCGCUGGGUUGUGAUUGUCUGCAUCUAUCUUUUUUCGGCUCUGUAUUCGCUGACCUGGGGUAUCUCUGUCAAGGUCUAUAGCGCCGAGAUUCAGCCUCAGCGAACACGGGCAUCAGCUACCACGUUAGCUCAUUCAAGCAACUGGGUCUGUAACUUCCUGGUGGCAUUAACGACACCCAUUCUCCUUGCAAAGAGCAGCUUUGGGGCGUACUUCUUGUUUGGCGGGUGCUGCGGUGUCACAGUGAUCGUCGGCAUUCUGUUUAUGCAUGAAACAAAAGGUCGAACCUUUGGGGAAAUUGAAGAGGCUUUUAAAGGAAAAUCGCCUGGAUCACAGAAUAAAUUGUGUCGCGUACCCCCCUCAAACAUCAAAACGAGAAGCUUCACCGACCUUAAAGGCUCCACCGGGAAAGCAGAAGCAGAUCUCCUUGUCGAGGAACUGCAAGAACUGUACGAAAUUGCCAAAGAUGAGUUUGAAAUUGCCACCGAGAGCACCGACACAUCGACAAUCUACGCUGCUUCAGACCGCGAGUCUGCACGUGAUGCUCUGAACCAGUUGUCCUGCGUGUACAGUCUAUACACUGGUCGGCCCGGGGAAAUUGAUAAUGGGGCGGCUGGGUCAUCCUCUGAUAGUGAGGAAUUAAGGGACGGUCCAAUUGUUGAGACCAAUUACAAUCCUGCAGAUAUUCCACAGGAGGUCAAGGAUGAAGUGCGUCGACGCGUUGGGCAGCGGAUCCGGGAGUUGAAAAAUGCCGUUGAGUUUCUUGAACAGCGGGCUAUGGAGGACUGA
Penicillium paradoxum is the source of this 1881-nucleotide messenger RNA. RefSeq lists its product as uncharacterized. NCBI's taxonomy places the organism in Eukaryota, Fungi, Ascomycota, Eurotiomycetes, Eurotiales, Aspergillaceae. Bases 1 to 1881 code for a protein of 626 amino acids. The transcript has 3 exons. Gene Ontology annotation, cellular component: membrane. Gene Ontology annotation, biological process: transmembrane transport; carbohydrate transport. Gene Ontology annotation, molecular function: carbohydrate:proton symporter activity. The record is from RefSeq and is a predicted model, not a curated record.